AUGGAUUUCCAAAAGCUGCUGCUGGAAGUAGGGAAAAGCUUGGGCCAAGAUGAGCUGAAAGCUUUAGCUUUUCUGUGCAUGGACCUCCUGCGCCGAAACCCAAACUCAGUGGAUUCUUUCCCUGACCUCUUCUCGUCUCUAAUGGACAAAGACGUCCUCUCAGCUGAGAAGCCGCAGCUUCUUACUGAACUUCUCACCAUCAUCCGGCAGCCUCGUCUGCUGCGGGAUCUCCAUCUCAGUGCCCAAAUCACCAGUAAUUACAUCUCUGCUUACAGGAAGCUGCUCUACAGCCUGUCAGAGGAUAUUACUGAUGAAGACCUACGAAGUAUGAAGUUCCUGCUGAACAGCAAAGUUCCACGUAGAAAACUAGCCGAAAACACUACACUGGAUGUCUUCUUGGAGAUGGAGCACUUGGAUCUCAUUAAUGAAACUAAUCUCAACAAGCUGGAGGAAAUAUUUAACUCGGUGUGUCCUGUGCUGAAUCUAAAGAUCGACCAGUAUAAAGCAGAAAUGGGUCGACCGAGAUCUUUGUCUUUACCUUCCGAGUCAAAUGAGGUCCCCGCAUCAUUUCAAAGGACCGGCUCCUUGGGAAGAGGCGUGCAACCGAUGCCUCCGUCUUUUCUGCCGUCCAUGAAUUCUUCCAACUCAUCCGAUGAUGUUGGUCAAGUUGGAGUCAUCUGUCAGCCCCUGCCAACAAAUAAUGUCUCGUAUGGAUUGAACAAAAUGGAGACUCAAGGCGCCACAAUGACUGAGGCUCAGAAACAAAUGGAGGGUUUGGAGACGUAUCCAAUGACGGCAGCAAAGAGAGGCAUCUGUGUGAUACUGAACAACAACGACUUCUCUAAAUCAGAUGUAUCCCUGAAGGAUCGAGUUGGAACUGACGUCGACGAGCAAUCUCUGAAGAGGGUGUUUGAAUGGCUCAACUUCGAGGUACAGAUACACCGAGACCUUGUCAAGGAAACGAUGCUGUCUGUGCUUAAGAUGCUCGGCAAGGGAGACCACAGUCAGAUGGACUGCCUGGUGUGCUGCGUUCUGAGCCACGGGAAGGAAGGGAUUGUGUACGGAGUGGACGGCUGCACUGUUACAAUCAAAGAGCUGAUGGACCCCUUUGAUGGACUGGGGUGCGUGUCGUUAGUGGAAAAGCCCAAGCUGUUUUUCAUCCAGGCCUGUCAGGGCAACAAGGAGCAGAAACCUGUUGAAAUAGACGGAAGAGAAGAGGAAGAUGAUGACGACUAUAUUUGUAGUGAUGCAAGAGUUACAGAGUCCAUCCCAAAUGGAGCAGAUUUCCUGCUGGGAAUGGCCACUGUUCCCAGUUAUGUGUCCUUCAGGGAUAGGACUAAUGGCACCUGGUAUAUCCAGUCAUUGUGCCAAAACCUUAUCCAGAUGGUACCAAGGGAGGUUGACCUCGUCUCCAUCCUUACAAAAGUGAAUGCAGAUGUUAGCAGGAAGAGCUGUCCGUAUGGUUGGAAAAAGCAGAUGCCUCAACCAGCCUUCUCACUUCGCAAAAAAGUGAUCUUCCCAGUUCCCAAAAUGCCUCCUCCAGACGCCUGAGCUGUCUGAUUGCUGGACUUGUACGAGAGAUGAUACACAUAUCGUUUACAUAUUUGCAAUGUGUGUGUUUUACACCAGCCUUUUUAUCAACUUUUUGAAAGACUUGCCAAAAAUUCAGCACUUUUACUUUACAUUUAGUAUUUGUGAUUGAUUUUCAGUACAUGCAAAUCACACA
Nematolebias whitei (Rio pearlfish) is the source of this 1726-nucleotide messenger RNA. It is a transcript of the gene casp10, whose product is annotated as caspase 10, apoptosis-related cysteine peptidase. The transcript is spliced from 12 exons. Bases 1 to 1551 code for a protein of 516 amino acids. Gene Ontology annotation, molecular function: protein binding; cysteine-type endopeptidase activity. The record is from RefSeq and is a predicted model, not a curated record. Gene Ontology annotation, biological process: proteolysis; negative regulation of extrinsic apoptotic signaling pathway via death domain receptors. NCBI's taxonomy places the organism in Eukaryota, Metazoa, Chordata, Actinopteri, Cyprinodontiformes, Rivulidae.